Molecule: messenger RNA, 4657 nt
Organism: Mesocricetus auratus (golden hamster)
Lineage: Eukaryota; Metazoa; Chordata; Mammalia; Rodentia; Cricetidae
Gene: Card14
Product: caspase recruitment domain family member 14
Exons: 22
Coding region: 1020-4052 (1010 amino acids)
Biological process (GO): regulation of apoptotic process
Molecular function (GO): protein binding
Source: RefSeq, a predicted model, not a curated record
AGUGCUGUCGCCUGGGCACUGGGGGCCUUAGUGACUCCACGCCAAAGGGACUUAAGAUCUCACUGGGUGUCACUGCCUGCUAUGUUGAAUUUUUUUGGGGGGGGCUGGGAGCCACUGUGCAGCAGAGGCGGGACUAAGGAUAUAGACCAAAGAAUACCGCGCAGACAAAGUCAUCAGGCUCUAGAAAUAGACGCUCCAAGGCUUUCGCCACAACCAAAGUCUACUUAGGAAGUGUUGACCUUUGCUGGGCCUAUUGAGUCACUUACAUAAUUCCUAUAAUUGAUUAUGGGACCAGGAAGGUCCCCAAGUCACCUUAACCUUCCCAGGUUCUUUCCAAGAGUCGAGACGGAUGGACUGGGCUGACUGCAUGGGAAGGAGGGCGGAUUCUCCUGGCCUCCACCACACCCUCGGUCACUGCUCUAGGUGGGGGGACAGGAUGCCCGGCAUUUCUCAACAGAUGACGGUGACUCUCACAUCAGCCAGUCCGACCCAGGAGGAGGGACUGUGCUGGCCCUACUCCUGUGUGUGUGUGUGUGUGUGUGUGUGUGUGUGUGUGUGUGUGUGUGUUUAAGCCAGGUAUAUAAGGCUGUGCUUCUGUGGGCUGAGUCCAGAUGACCGUGCCCGUCAAACCUGCUCUGAGUUGCUGUUCAGCCCAGGCCAGCCUAAGACUGAGCUUCAGAAGAGAACGGCUAAUGUGGAGUCUGUCCCACCAGAUCCAGUCAGCAUGCCAGAGGGAACCGCGGACGAAUCAGGACAAUGGACAGGUCAGGACAGGGCCCCAGCUGUUUCGAGGCAAGAGGGACCAUCAUCUGUCUCGUCUUUGGUGCUCGUACUUUGAGUUUUGGAGCAGGUCACAUGGUUUGAAGUAAAUUCACGCUCCUUCCUGCCUGGCCCUGCCCCACUACAGCCUGUGGAGAAAGAGCCUUUGGCAGCUCACCAGCCAGGCUGGGAGACACCAGAUUCCAGCCAUCAGCAAGGAGGCCCUCCAGAAGCAACUCCAGGCACCUCUGAGCCCAGGUAUGGCAGAGCUGUGCCGCGUGGACUCCACGCUCACCACCCUUGAUGAGGAGAGGCUCUGGGACAUGCUGGAGAGCCACCGCUGCAAGAUCGUGCAGAGCAUCUGCCCCAGCCGCCUCACCCCGUACCUGCGCCAGGCCAAGGUGCUGGGCCAGCUGGAUGAGGAGGAGGUCCUGCAUAGCCCCCGCUUCACCAACAGCGCCAUGAGAGUCGGGCACUUGCUGGAUCUGCUGAAGGCCCGAGGGAAGAAUGGGGCCGUCGCCUUUCUGGAAAGCCUGAAGUUCCACAACCCUGACGUCUACACCCUGGUCACCGGGCUGCAGCCUGACAUCGACUUCAGCACCUUCAGUGGUCUCAUGGAGACAUCCAAGUUGACUGAGUGCCUGGCUGGGGCCAUCAGCAGUCUGCAGGAAGAGCUGGCCCAGGAGAAGGCACAAAAGGAGGUAUUACUUCGGAGGUGCCAGCAGCUGAAGGAGCACCUGGGCUCGGCUGAGGCCCGCGCAGAGGGGCUGCGCCAGCUGGAGGCUGACCACAGCCGCAUGAAGCGUGAGGUCAGUGCCCACUUCCACGAGGUCCUGAAGCUGAAGGACGAGAUGCUGAGCUUGUCGAUGCACUAUAGCAACGCACUCCGGGAGAAGGAGCUGGCUGCCACACGCUGCCACAGCCUGCAGGAGGAGCUCUACCUGGUGAAGCAGGAGCUACAGCGGGCCAGCCUCGUGUCUUCGUGUGAGCGGGAAUCUCGAGAGAGGUCCCUGAGGAUGGCCAGUGACCUGGAGCCUGAGGGAGAGGAACUGAACCGUCUGAAGGAGGAGAACGAGAAACUCCGCUCGAUGACCUUCAGCCUGGUGGAGAAGGACAUUCUGGAGCAGAGCCUUGAUGAGGCCCGGGAGAGCAAGCAGGAGCUGGUGAACCGCAUCCACUCAUUGCGGGAGCGAGCAGCGGCCGCGGAGAGGCAGCAGAAGCAGUACUGGGAGGAGAAAGAACAGACCCUACUCCAGUUCCGGAAGACGCAGGUGGACUGUGAGCUGUACCGAGAAAAGAUGACCACGCUACAGGGCCAGGUGGCUGAGCUGCAGAAGGAACGUGACCAGGCAUACACAGCCAGGGACAGGGCCCAGAUGGAGAUUUCUCAGCGCCUGGUGGAGAAGGAUGCCCUGCGCAGGAGGGUGUUCGAGCUGACAGAGCAGGUCUGCGAGCUGCGCACUCAGCUUCGCAGGCUGCAGGCAGAGCCCUCGGGAGGACCUAAGCAGGAAUCGGGAGCCAGGGAACUCUGCCUCCGGGGGAAGCAGCGGCUGGUGCGGAUGCAUGCCAUGUGCCCGCCAGAUGACAGUGACUGCAGCCUCCUCAGCUCCACUGAGUCCCGGCUCUGGUGGGACCUGAUGUCCACAUCCAGCCGCGAGCAGAUGGACAGCUUCCGCUCCAGCAGCCCCAUGCCUCCCAGCCAGCAGUCCCUGUACAAGCGGGUGGCAGAGGACUUUCUGGAAGACCCGGAUUCUCUAAGCUUCCCGGAGGUCCUAGAGGUGUGCCGCCUUUCAGGGGCCACAGGGGACGACACAGACACAGACCUGGAGUACGAGAUGCUGGACGGAACAGACCUCUACCAGUCAGAGGACAGCCUGCAGGAGUCUUCACGGAGCCCAAAUGCCUCAGAAAGGUUGUGUCUGUCUGCCCGCAGCAGUGUCCCUGUGAGGCGGAGGCCGGCUCGCAAGAUCCUGAGUCAAGUCACAGUGCUGGCAUUCCAAGGGGACGCCUUGCUGGAGCAGAUCGGUGUCAUUGGCGGGAACCUCACAGGCAUCUUCAUUCACCGAGUCACCCCGGGCUCUGCGGCCGAUGAGAUGGCCUUGCGUCCCGGCACCCAGAUCAUGAUGGUAGAUUAUAAGCCGACGGAGCCGUCGUUAAGGGCCACUCUGGAGAAUACAACCCUGGAGCAGGCUGUGGGGCUCCUCAGGAGGGUGAACGGCUCCUGCUACCUGUCUGUGAAGAUCAACACCGAAGGUUAUAAGAACCUAAUCCAGGACCUAGACGCCAAAGUGGUGACCUCUGGGGAUUCCUUCUACAUCCGGGUCAACCUGGCCAUGCAGAGAAAGGGAGGGGGAGAGCUGCAUGCCCACUGCAAUGAUGUCCUACACGUCACCGACACCAUGUUCCAAGGCCGAAGCUGCUGGCACGCCCAUCACGUGAACCCCUACACCAUGAAAGACCUGGAGCCUGGCACCAUCCCCAACUACUCACAGGCUCAGCAGCAGCUCCUGGCCCUCAUCCAGGACAUGACCCAACGGCGCACGGCUCCCCGCAAGCCUUCCGGAGGACCACAGAAGUUAGUGAGAAUUGUCAGUGUGGACAAAGCCAGCAUCAGUCCCGGUCCUCUGUCUUCGUCCUUUGACCAAGGCCAGCUGGCUUCUGGCAGGGGGGAAGGUGGCUCCAGAGCAUGCCUCUGGGCAGAGAGCUGCUUCACCCUGGCCCCCUACACCCUGGUGCACCCCCACAGGCCUGCCCGGCCCCGGCCAGUGCUUCUCGUGCCCAGAGCAGUCGGGAAGAUCCUGAGUAAAAAACUCUGCCUCCUCCAAGGCUUUAAGCAGUGUCCGGCAGAGUAUUUGAGCCAAGAGGAGUAUACCACCUGGAACCAGAGAGGGGAUAUCAUCCAGGAGGGAGAGGCGAUAGGUGACCACCAUUGGGUCACGCGCCACGCUGUAGAGUCCCUCAUGAAUACGGGCACCCACGCCCUGCUGGAUGUCCGGCUGGACAGUGUCCGUACCCUGCACAGGAUGGACAUCUUCCCCAUCAUCAUCCACGUUUCCGUCAAUGAGAAGACGGCAAAGAAACUCAGGAAGGGCCUGCAGCGGCUCGGCACCUCGGAAGAUCAGUUCCUCGAGGCAGCCCGGCAGGAGGAGGGGGACCUGGACAGAGUGCCCUGCCUGUACAGCAGCCUAGCCUCUGACAGCUGGAGCGACCCGGACAGUCUGCUCAGCUGCGUGCGCCUGGCCAUUGCAGACGAGCAGAAGAAAGUGGUAUGGACGGAGCAGAGCCCCUGCUGAGGCCCAGACCUGGCUGGGGACUGUGGUGACCUCCACCUGGCUGUCACUGUUGUCAGCAAACAAGCCCACCUCCUCCCCUGGCCUGGGUCUGACCUCACGUGUUCACAGCAGUCAAGGUGUAAAUGACAACACCACAGUUGCACGGUAUGGCCUGGGCUGGCGGAGGAUUGGAGGAUAUUCUGCCAGGGUGGGGGUUCUUCUGAGACCUGUUCGGGCCAGUGCCCCAACCUCCUAUGAAUGGCUUCCUGGGGAGUAUCCCUCCUUUUACAUCUCCGAUGUCAAAGGAAUCUUGAAAACUCGCUGGAGGAGUCAUCCCCAUCCAGGGCAAGGGCACAGACUCCGGGCCCUGAGGGCAUGGCUGACUCGUCACAGCGGCCAGCAGCCAAGUGCCGCCACAGACACCUGCAAACGACAGACUUGAGCGGCUGACUCAUGGCCUCGUGCCCAGCCCCAAACACCAGGUUGCUUUGGUGGAUGUCCUGGACAAAGCCAACGGACUCUUCCCGACUGAAGGACUGACAUUACCCUCUGGUCCCUCUUGGGAUGUAUUACACCCUGCUUGGAUGAAGCUGCCACCUAGUCAUAAAUGAGUUAUUUUGACAGGG